GGCCAGAGCAGGGACCCGGCCUGCCCAGCCAGCUGUGACAGCCCCAUGGCCCUGGCUGGCCACUGAGCCCCACCAUGGGCAGCCUGUACUCAGAGUACCUAAGCCCCAGCAAGGUCCUGGAACACUAUAAUUACACCAAGGAGACGCUGGACACUCAGGAGAGCACCUCCCGCUGGGUGGCGUUGGCCGUCAUCGUCCUCAUCUGCUUCACCAUCGUGGUGGAGAACCUGAUGGUGCUCAUUGCUGUCGCUCGCAACAGCAAGUUCCACUCGGCCAUGUACCUGUUCCUGGGCAACCUAGCCGCCUCGGACCUGCUGACGGGUGUGGCCUUUGUAGCCAAUACCUUGCUCUCAGGCCCCGUCACGCUGGGGCUGACCCCUUUGGAGUGGUUUGCCCGAGAGGGCUCCGCCUUCAUCACGCUUUCCGCCUCCGUCUUCAGCCUCCUGGCCAUCGCCAUUGAGCGGCACGUGGCCAUCGCCAAGGUCAAGCUCUACGGCAGCGACAAGAGCUGCCGCAUGCUGCUGCUCAUCGUGGCCUCGUGGCUCAUCUCGCUUGUUCUCGGAGGCCUGCCCAUCCUGGGCUGGAACUGCCUGGGCCAUCUCGAGGCCUGUUCCACCGUGCUGCCGCUUUAUACCAAGCACUAUGUGCUCUGCGUGGUGACCAUCUUCUCCGUCAUCUUACUGGCCAUCGUCGCUCUGUACGUCCGCAUCUACUGCGUGGUCCGCUCCAGCCACGUCGACGUGACCGGCCCACAGACGCUGGCCCUGCUCAAGACGGUCACCAUCGUGCUGGGUGUCUUCAUCGUCUGCUGGCUGCCUGCCUUUAGCAUCCUGCUCCUGGACUAUGCCUGUCCCGUCCGGUCCUGCCCCGUCCUCUACAAGGCCCACUACUUCUUUGCCUUUGCCACCCUGAACUCGCUGCUCAACCCCGUCAUCUACACGUGGCGCAGCCGGGACCUGCGGCGGGAGGUACUUCGGCCGCUGCAGUGCUGCCGGCGGGCGGCGGGCGUUCAAGGGCGGCGGGGCGGGACCCCGGGCCAUCGCCUCCUGCCUCUCCGCAGCUCCAGCUCGCUAGAGAGGGGCACACACAUGCCCACGUCGCCCACGUUUCUGGAGGGCAACACGAUGGUCUGAGGGGCGAAGUGGGCCACGAGGCCAUGGCAGAGGGCUCCGUGGAGAGACACCGGGUGACCUUGGACAGAGACGUGGGGUUGCCAAGCAAGAUGCCCCCGCUCCA
This is a messenger RNA of Puma concolor (puma), 1236 nucleotides long. It is a transcript of the gene S1PR2, whose product is annotated as sphingosine-1-phosphate receptor 2. Gene Ontology annotation, biological process: G protein-coupled receptor signaling pathway. Lineage: Eukaryota; Metazoa; Chordata; Mammalia; Carnivora; Felidae. Gene Ontology annotation, molecular function: sphingosine-1-phosphate receptor activity. The record is from RefSeq and is a predicted model, not a curated record. Gene Ontology annotation, cellular component: membrane.